AUGAACGAAUCUGACGAACCACCUAUAGACCGUCUCGGUAUCUGGGAUCGCUUGCACUCAUAUGCCUUAAACCUCGUGCCUCAUGGAAAACAGCCGCCUCGUGACUCUUCCAUCCUACCGAUAACGCACCAUCAGACCGGCCACGAUGGCGUUCACCAAGCUCCUGGCGCAAAUGGCCCUGGAGUCUCAAGAACAACAACACAGCAAACCCUCCACGACAAUACUCCCAUACCUGGAGCGGUCUCCUUGGAUACGCAAGAUGGAGAGAAGGCAUCCACCUUAGAGCCUAAGCUUGGCUUUUUCACCAAAGUCUACACCUCCCUCAAACUGAUCAUCUUCUCAAGCUGGGUCAACUGGCUUCUCCUCUGCGUACCCGUAGGUAUCGCCCUUGGGGCAGUAGAACGAGUGAUGGGCGACGAUGGCCCGAUCUCGCCAACUGCCGUCUUCUCCGUGAAUGCUGUUGCUAUUAUUCCGUUAGCAUGGAUGCUCGGAUACGCAACCGAAUGUGUUGCCUCUGACAUGGGUGACACCGUCGGUGCUCUUCUGAACGUCACCUUUGGAAAUGCUGUCGAGCUUAUUAUUUUUAUCAUUGCACUGGUUGCAGACGAGAUUGAAAUUGUGCAGGCUUCACUGCUUGGUUCCAUACUCGCAAAUCUGCUGCUUAUUCUCGGCAUGUGUUUCCUUUUCGGUGGUCUUCGUUUCCGGGAACAGGCAUGUUCUAUACAACUCUGCCGUCACUCAAAUGAGCGCCUGUCUUUUGAGCUUGAGCGUUAUAAGUCUCCUUCUACCGUACAGACCGCUUUCCAUGCCUCAUUCAGCAACAUGAAUAAUGCAGAUGCAGCCGUCCUCAAGAUCAGCCGAGGUACCAGUGUGGUGCUCCUGCUUGUCUACAUCUUGUAUCUCUUAUUUCAGCUCAAGUCUCACUCAUACAUAUACGAAAGCACGCCCCAACACGUCAUCGACGAAGAGUCGUAUCCUGGUGUGCUUGCAGACAUCUUGAACUCUUCUUCGAGCUCAGAGUCAUCCAGUGAUGAUGACAGCGAUGCUAGCUCGGGAUCGCAAACGACUAUUAAGAGGAUUAGACGGGCCCUACGAAAAAAACGUAGACGCAAGUCUAGCUCCGCUUCGAAAGACACUGCCUCGGUUCCAUCUCUCCCGUCUUUUGUGCGCACUUUGUCUUCUAGCUCUCAGGUGAUUGAUGAUUCGGCAAAUUCAUCACGAACUAAGUUUGGUCCCAAGCGCAAUAAUGGUCAGGAGUCUACAGCCGAGUUUGAACGGCCUCCAAUAAACCCAGAGCUAAGCGGUGAGGUGACCACUCGUGAUUUUGAAGUUGAUAAAGAGAUGCGCAAACCGGCAGAGCCGAAACGGAAAGCUUUACAUCCGCAGAAACGAUACAAGGAACCUAAGCGCCGCAAAUCUGAAGAUGAUAUCAUUGAAGAGGGUAUAGUUGCACCUUCUGUAACCGCCCCCUUUUUUGAAGUUAAGGGAGAAAGUGAAAAACGCCCUUUCAAUAUACGCAGCAUUCCAUAUCGACCAACAAUCCCCCGUGUCUUGACUCCGAUGAUAUUUCCUGCUGCAGGACAAGCAGAGCCAGAAGCGUCAUCAAAUACGCCAAGGCCAAAUCGCCUCCGCCGUACCAGUUCUUUGCCAGAUCGUCUCAACAAGGAGACUGCAGUAGCCACAGCGAUACCCUCUGCUCAGCCUUUACCUCAUCUACUUUCGAAGCGGACAGUGGAGAUCAAGGACGACCAUGCAGAGAAGCCCAAGCUGGAUCGUGUUACAGCCAUUAUCUUGCUACUUAUUACUACCGCACUCGUUGCUGUCUGCGCCGAGUUCCUUGUGGACUCUAUUGAUUACCUUGUCAGCAGCACCGGAGUCAGCGAAGCAUUUAUUGGACUCAUCAUUCUUCCGAUUGUGGGCAACGCUGCUGAGCACGUUACUGCCGUCACGGUUGCAAGCAAAAACAAGAUGGACCUUGCCAUCGGUGUUGCACUGGGUAGUAGCAUUCAAAUUGCACUCUUUGUUACGCCGAUCAUUGUUCUCCUUGGCUGGAUCCUCAACACGGAGAUGUCGCUCUACUUUAGCUUGUUCGAGACGGUUUCGUUGUUUGCAUCGGCUUUCAUUGUCAAUUACCUAAUGCUGGAUGGCCGCAGCAAUUAUCUCGAAGGCGCAUUAUUGAUUGCCGCACCACCUCCAGGGGCCCCUCCAGGCUAUCAAGACAGCAGCAGCAACCCUCCUCCCUAUCACAAUUGGCAAGAACAAGUCCCUGACACGGCCAUCUUGGCCCCUCCGCCGACGAUAUCGCAUUUUGCCUCUGAGACGGGGAAUGCCUCGGGCGACGAUGCCGAUCGUGCGAAGGAGUUUUGUACUUCGAGACCGUUAUGGAGGCCUGUUCAGCCCUCAGAAGCCAUCUACAACAGCACACUACGCGGCGAAAUCCGACCAGGACAACCCAUCGAAUACCGCGGCAGUCUAGACACUCGACACCCCGGCCGCUGGAAAGUCAAGAGCGACAAGCACUGCCGCGACUGCUCGCUCAUCUCCAUCUUACCGCUGUAUUACGCGCUGCGAGACUCGCCUGCGGUCACGGGACGCGAUAAGACGAUCUAUUUCGAGGUUAAGAUCUUGCGGAUUCAGCGGCAGACGGGAAAUAGUAACGGCGGUGAUGCAAACGGGCUUUCCAUCGGGUUUGUAGCGCAGCCGUAUCCAUCCUGGCGUUCGCCCGGGUGGGAUCGGGCUAGUGUUGGAGUGUUUUCGGACGAUGGGUGUCGGUUUGUGAACGAUUCGUUUGGUGGGAAGAGCUUCACUGAGCCGUUUCGCGAGGGGGAGACGGUGGGCUUGGGGAUGACUUUUUUCGUUGCUUCGCCUGGUUGUAACUCGAGGGUCAGAGUGUUCUUCACGCGCAAUGGAUUCGAGGCCGGGAGCUGGGAUUUGCACGAGCAACUCGACUCGGAGGCUGGCGGCGUGCAGGGGCUGGAGGGCGAUUUCGAUCUGUACGCUGCUGUUGGCAUAUUCGGUGGAGUUGAGUUUGAGGCGAGGUUUGAGCGCGAGGGGCUUUUGCUGCCGUGA
This is a messenger RNA of Talaromyces atroroseus, 3069 nucleotides long. RefSeq lists its product as hypothetical. Bases 1 to 3069 code for a protein of 1022 amino acids. Gene Ontology annotation, cellular component: fungal-type vacuole membrane. The transcript is spliced from 9 exons. Lineage: Eukaryota; Fungi; Ascomycota; Eurotiomycetes; Eurotiales; Trichocomaceae. Gene Ontology annotation, molecular function: calcium:proton antiporter activity. Gene Ontology annotation, biological process: calcium ion transmembrane transport; intracellular calcium ion homeostasis. The record is from RefSeq and is a predicted model, not a curated record.